UCUCCUGUGGGCGGGACUAAGUAUCGAGGAUAGGAGUCGAGGAGGGGAAAUUAGAUUAUUGAGAAACCUCUAAUGUUUUUGCAGGUAGAAUGUUGCGGCUUCGCUGUAAAACCAAAAAUGGCAGCCACAUAAUGCAGGGCUUGACUCACCAGUCCUGUGUCCAAGAGCUGAAGAGUAUGGUGGAGGAGCUGACUGGUAUCCCAUGUGAUGUGCAGAAAAUCAUGGUUGGUUAUCCACCCAGCAGCUUGGAUCUUCAAAAUGGAGACGCUCACCUCAAAGACUACCCUAUCAAAUCAGGAGACACACUCAUUGUUGAGGAAGACAAAAACAAGCCAAAACCGCCUCAGGAGCAACCCGCUGUGACUAAAGUACCACGACUGGAAGCCUCGCCCAUGCUGGCACGUAGAGUCGUCCCAGCAGACAACUCAUGCCUCUUCACCAGUGUGUAUUAUGUGGUAGAGGGGGGGGUGUAUGACCCUGCGUGUGCCCCAGAGAUGCGCGGCCUCAUAGCCCAGAUCGUGUCAAGUGACACCACAGCUUACUCUGAAGCGGUGCUGGGGAAGACCAACGAGGACUACUGCACGUGGAUCAGAUGUGACGACACCUGGGGGGGGGCAAUCGAGGUCUCCAUCCUGUCCAAGUUUUACCAGUGCGAGAUCUGUGUGGUGGACACUCAGACGGUGCGAGUGGAUCGAUUUGGGGAGGAUGCUGGAUACCACAAACGUGUGCUGCUCAUCUACGACGGCAUCCACUACGACCCCCUGCAGAAAGAGACGCCCGGCUCCGACGCUCCGCCCCUGACUAUCUUCUCCACCACGGACGACGUCAUCCUGGCUCUGGCACUUGAGCUGGCGGAUGAAGCCCGCCGCAAGCGGCAGUUCACGGAUGUUAACCGCUUCGCUUUGCGCUGCAUGGUUUGCCAGCAAGGCCUUGUGGGACAAAAGGAGGCGCGUGAACAUGCCAAGGACACAGGCCACACCAAUUUCGGCGAAGUGUGAACACUGUUUUGUCUUUUCUCCCUCUCACAAAUACAACAUCUACCAACCCCUUGCCCCACGUCUGGCAACUUUGUUGGUCUCUGCUUGUGUGAUCUUCUACCUCACGACAUCAAAGGAGAAUCUGCAGACACUGUGUCGAGCCUCUAACCUGUUAAGUAUUACUGUUUAACUGCUGUAAGUUCUCAAAGUCAGGAACGCUACUGCCGUGCUACGAUGUCUCUAAACCAUCUUUUUGAGUCUGUUACGUAGGUUUUUUAAUCUGGGUCAACAACAAAAAGCAAACCAUUUUUAGGAUUAUUUUUUUAACCCUUUCGAUGACUUGAUAGCUGGUGGUGUAGAAAAAAAAUGAAUGUGUUAAAUGAAAAAAAUCUUCCAAUUUGCAAAUACUUGCUUGGAUGGACUAAACUUCUGUUUGAUUAAAACCCGGCUAUCUGGCUCUUGAAAGAGUUUAAAACGACUAGGAAUGAUUUGCACUAUGAUGUGAUCCAACUCACCGUUGUCUUAAGUGCAGCACAACAAGUAUGACUGUUAUUCAUCAUGUUGAUUAUGUAGCAUGUUUUUUGUGUCAUAAACUAGUUGAAUACUUAAAAUGUAUAAUUUGGUCAAAUGUAGAAAUCUGCUCUGUGCAUCACAGUUUGGUUUGAAUAUAGUGAGCAGUGGUCAUUGAGAUUGAGGUUAUGCAUUUUGAAAUACAAUAUCACGUUGCCAAUUGUGAUCCAAAGUUAGCUUAACUACUUAUGUGAGACUAUUUCAUCUUUAUUUUUGUCACAAUAUGGCUUAUCAGUUAUCUUAUUUUAGAUUAGUCAAAAGAAAUGGUGCUGAAAACAUAAAAUCUGUAGCUCUGUUUUUCAGUACAGAACAGUAUUUCAGGAGUGUUUUUAUUUUUUAUUAUAGUGUUAUAUUCAAAUGUCAUGCUGAAAUCUUUUUUUUUAAAUCCAGUUUUAGAUUUACAUUGCUGCAUAUUUUUGAAAAAACACUAAGCAUGUUCAUUUGUUUGAGCGUUUAUUUAAUAUUACAAAAGAUGGUGAGAGGGAAAUCUAAAGUGUGAGACUGUGAAUUGAUGUACGAGAAAUCUUGCUGACGGAAUGCAUUUAGGAUUCAGCUAAUCAACAAUAACCAUUUAUCUUUGAAAUCACAACUUUUCAGCUAACAUUUGAAGGCCUAAAGUAUCUUUUGCCAGGGUGUUUGGAAAUAAGUAUUUUUUGGUUUACUAUGUAGUGCAUUUUGCCAUAAAAGAUGAUGUUACACUGUAUGCGUUGCACAAAUGGAGCAUGUUCUCACAUUUUCAGCUAAAGUCAGACAUGAUCUCUUUGCUCUUCUGCACUGCCUAUAAGGAUGAAGCAUGCACUUGUUUCUUUAAAACCAUAGCUCAAACAUUAUAAAUUAGAGGAGGCCAAAAUAGGUAAUUGUGGGAUUACUUUUUCUCUUGAGAACCAGUGUUUGUAAUUCACUUUCUGUGAUGACAAUAUUGGUACAGAGUUGUUGCCAAAAAAUCUAUUUGAUGGUGGAGGAUUUGAUUGAGAUUUUCUUGUAGAUUUAUCUUAAUUAUUUGAAUGUGAAUAAAUAUGAUUUCCCCCCUCAUCUGUUACCUUAAGGUAGUUUUAACAGGGAAAAGUGAAAGUAGGAACUGGCUUCGUUGUGUUUACCAAGAUCUCAUGACUCUUCAAGGACAAAAACAAUGAAUGUUACACACUAAGCACUACGGAAAAACUGGACUUACUUGAUCUUUUCAGUGUUGUGUCACAAUUAAAAGUUAUAGCCAACGG
Molecule: messenger RNA, 2764 nt
Organism: Notothenia coriiceps (black rockcod)
Lineage: Eukaryota; Metazoa; Chordata; Actinopteri; Perciformes; Nototheniidae
Gene: yod1
Product: YOD1 deubiquitinase
Exons: 2
Coding region: 90-998 (302 amino acids)
Biological process (GO): protein deubiquitination; endoplasmic reticulum unfolded protein response; ERAD pathway
Cellular component (GO): cytosol; nucleus
Molecular function (GO): cysteine-type deubiquitinase activity; protein binding
Source: RefSeq, a predicted model, not a curated record